GAAAGGAUGGAGGUGAAAUACCUCUUGAAGUAGUUACUGUCCGGACUUCUGCGCCAAGAACUCCAAGCUCUCUAACUCUCUUUAAAUGCAGAAUUUUGGGGUGUGUGGAGGGGAAAAAUCGAUGCACAUGAAUGGGUGAAAGAGGGAUAUGCAGCAACUGUUGGGAGGGAAGAGGAGAGUGCAGAACUGUCAUUGCUAUUCUGGGAUCAUUUGACCUCCUUUUGUUAAACUCUUGGUUGGGGAAGUGCAGGAGCAUUUAUGCCAUUUUAGGUUCUUAUAUCCCAAGUUGGAGAGCAUGUUGGGCUGCUAAAGGGCCGACCUUCGGGCCGCCAGCCUUCCGUCGUCGGGCUGAACUAUCGGGCCCAAAAGGAUGUGGCCCGUGCUUAAAGGGGAGGUUGCCCGCUGCCCUUUUUUCCCUUUCUAUUAUUUUUUUUUGUUCUUUCCCAUAAACUUGUGUGUAAAAAGGAAGUUAUUAAGGAGUAGCUUGAUGUAUAUAUGUAUAAAUGGGAAUCCGAACACUUUUAGUUCGUGAAGCAUGAUAUUAAAUCUUUGUACAGCGUUCAUU
This is a messenger RNA of Salvia splendens (bonfire salvia), 565 nucleotides long. RefSeq lists its product as uncharacterized. The transcript is spliced from 4 exons. Bases 132 to 449 code for a protein of 105 amino acids. NCBI's taxonomy places the organism in Eukaryota, Viridiplantae, Streptophyta, Magnoliopsida, Lamiales, Lamiaceae. The record is from RefSeq and is a predicted model, not a curated record.